AUUGACCACAAUGUUGUGGUUUUCAUCAAUUGCUCAUUGAUAACUGCAGCUGCAAUUGUGGUUGCGGUUAAUCAAUUGCAUUUUGCAUAUGACACACAUUUUACAAUUAAUCAAACAAAAUAAGUGUGAAUUGCAAUAAAUGAAUAGUAUAUUUGAUGUUUUAAGCAUACAAGGAAAACAAACACGUUCCGGACAUCUGUACGAAGAGUUCUUAACUAACAAACAAUAAUUUUGGCGCUUAAAUUCGAUAAGCUGUUGUAUAUUACACUUUAAUAGGGUUAGUUUGUGUUGUAUUCUCCGGCUGUGCAUUAUAAAUCAUUUAAAAUAGGCUAUUACACUAAAUAACUAAUAUAUUUUGAUAAUUUAUUGAAUAAAAUUCAACAAAAUGGAAGACUGGGAGAAAAUUCGCAUGCAAAACAUGCAAGAUCUUCAAAAUCUUUUGGAUGAAGAGCUUGCAAAACCAGAGAUGCAGCAAGUUGCUUUGGAAAUGCAAAAAGUUGCUGCAAAAGAAAAGGAGCAUCGAGUAAUCAAGAAAAGAAACACCAAAGAUAAAACAUUUCAAUUCAAUGGUAAUGUCCCAUUAACAAGAAGAUCUUCAUCAAGGAUUGCCAACAAGAAACCGGAAUAUAAUUUAGAUGAUUUGAGUGAUGUAGAAACUGAAUCUGGUACUUUGCGGCGGAAUAAAUUCAUGAGAGAAACACACGAAUUGGAAAAUCUCGAUGAUGUCGUCUUUCGACCGAAAACUAAACGAAAAUUUGGCACACGCCGCAUUGCUGAAGUUCCCUACGUCGCUGCUGAAGACAUCACAGAAAAUUACAUCAAAAACAUCGCAUGGCGUGUGAUUUACAAAGAAUAUAGCGCUGACGGUACGAGUUGCCAUCAAUGCAGACAGAAAACAAAAGAUAGCAAAACCUACUGUCGCAGUGGACGAUGCACAGGCAUACGAGGUCAAUUCUGCGGUGUUUGUUUAAAAAAUCGCUAUGGAGAAGAAGCCGACGUUGCUCUGAGAGAUCCAAAAUGGGAAUGUCCACCAUGUCGAAAUCUCUGCAACUGUUCAAUCUGUAGAACACGACAAGGCAAGAUGCCUACAGGUAUCUUAGCUCCUGUGGCUCAAAAUCAAGGAUUCAAAAGCGUCGCCGACUUUCUGACACAUCUAAAAGUAGAUAACAAUGGAAAGAAUACUACAGAGAAGAAAAAACGCAUUAGGAACGUCGAAGGAAAUUUACUCGGGUUUGAUGACAGUGGAAACGCCGUCAUGACAACGAUGGAAGAAUAAAAGGUAAAAAAUUGUGUCUGUCCUUUGAUCAAUUUGUUUAUAAUCUCUUCCGAUGGAAAUAAUUUAAAAUCUCAAAGUGUUAUUCAUCAGCAUAAAAUGUAAUGUACGUUCUCUCAGCA
This is a messenger RNA of Dalotia coriaria, 1395 nucleotides long. RefSeq names its product cell division cycle-associated protein 7-like. Gene Ontology annotation, cellular component: nucleus. The record is from RefSeq and is a predicted model, not a curated record. The transcript has 3 exons. Gene Ontology annotation, biological process: regulation of DNA-templated transcription. NCBI's taxonomy places the organism in Eukaryota, Metazoa, Arthropoda, Insecta, Coleoptera, Staphylinidae. Bases 386 to 1276 code for a protein of 296 amino acids.